Molecule: messenger RNA, 6312 nt
Organism: Anopheles cruzii
Lineage: Eukaryota; Metazoa; Arthropoda; Insecta; Diptera; Culicidae
Gene: jing
Product: zinc finger protein jing homolog
Exons: 5
Coding region: 1-6312 (2103 amino acids)
Biological process (GO): regulation of transcription by RNA polymerase II
Cellular component (GO): ESC/E(Z) complex
Source: RefSeq, a predicted model, not a curated record
AUGGCCCCGCACACGCAGACGGGCAGCAUUACGAUAAAGCAACCGUUUCCAGCGCACAACCACCACCACCAGUGGCCAUGGAAUAGUGGAACCGGUGGCGGAGGAGGCAGUGUUGGUGGAACGACGGCAGGGGCCACUACUAGUACUGGCCCCCCUGGUGGCAACACCCCGAACGGCGUCGGAAUGACUGGCGGUCAAGGAGAAACCCUAACGGAGCAGGAAUCCAGGAGCAGUUCCGGAGCCGCCGCCGGAGAGGGAGGAGGAGGUGGCGCAUCCCAGUCAGCUUUGGUGUCUGGAGGCAGCAGCAAUGGCACCGUGAGUCCCUCGAACAAACUGAAGCGGCUGCAAGUGCCGACAGGAGUGAGCGGCAAGGCCGUAGCGACAACAACAGUGACGGCGGCGAGCAGCUCGCCACCACCAACAGCAACACCACCAGCCACCCCAACCACAAACGGUGUUCAGAUGGACGGAACUGGCAAAAGCAAUAGUAGUAACAGCAACAGUAGUAGCAAUCAUCACAAUAGCAAUAGCAGCAGCAGAAGUGGCCAAGAAGGAGGUUGCAACGGCAACGUCGGUGCGAAGCGAUCUCGACCGAACGAACAGCCAGCGGUAGUGCCGCCCCGGAUCGCCUCUAAGUCGGUCGGAACGAACACGACGGCAGCGGCGGCGGUACGGAACGGCACCGGAGGCAGCGGCCCGCCCGCGCUGGUUGCCGUGGGUAGCAGCAAACCCGGGUCCGUAUCAUCGGCUGUCACCAAUCAAAACAACAACAGUGGAGGCGGCUCGCAGAAGAAACUGACACAGAUGGCCCUCGUGACGGCGGCGGCGUCUCCGACGGUGUCAGCCGCCGCAGCCGCCGAGCUGGCGGCGGCCAAAACGAAUGGCAACAAGAUUACGGGCUACUUCAAGUCGCAGAUGAAGUCAACGAAUGCGUUCAACACGCUCAAGCGCAGCAUCAAAACGGUCGCCGGGCGUGCAAUCACGAUGCAGCAGCGCCGGCAACAGCACCACCAGCUGGCGGCCGCUUCCGGCGCUGUCGUGGUUGAGCCCGCCGGUGAAGGAGAGCCGCCCGGUAGUGGUGGCGGCAGCAGCAGCACUACGACUGAGCUGCUGACCACGACCACCACCACCAUGACGACGGCGGAACUGCGUACCGGGACCGGAACCACGGCGACGGCCGUCCUGCAGCAGAAAAGCAUCAUCAAGACCUCGGCCUCGGCUCGGACUUCGGCCAGUCCGCCACUACUGCCGGCGGCGGCUGCUGUUAGUGGUGGCAGCACCAACAACCUCCCCAACAACAACAACAGCACCGCCGGUCUGGCAGCACCUCCACCGGUGGCGGCUCCAUUUUGUGGGGCCGAUUUAGAAAAGUAUCUCAAGCUGUUCCAGCAACAACAGCAGCAGUUACUGCUGAAGAACUCUCCAACGGCGGCUGCUGGCAGCAGCACCACCACCACCACAACCGCAACCCUAGAGGCGGUGGCCGUGGCUACGCUGGCCGCCGCAGCAGCCGCCACGUCAGCGGGGGCAGCCGCCAACAACGCAGCCACCCCGGCUCCAACAUCGAAGAAAGUCGAACGCAAAACGGCCCGUAUUGCGCCGACCGUGUCGGCAACCCGGAAGAUAAGCCACGCGGUACAGGGUGGCCUCGGUGUUGGUGGGGCAGCGGCGCCAGGCGGGGCCGGUCAACCGAAGAAGCCGGUUACCAUUGCGCCGCGCACGGCAAACACUGGCGGCGGCGAUGGGUCGAAGAGUGUGGGCGGCUUGGCCACGACCACGUCGUCCUCCUCGUUGGUGGCCGCCACCAGUUCCACCACCAGCUACCAUUACCAUCAGCAGCAACAGCAAACUGCCAACAACACGUCGAAGGUGGCCAUCGAUCCGCUGUCAUCAGCAGCAUCAUCGCAGCAGCCGCCGGCAUCGACCGUACUCCUCACUGCCAUUCGGUUGCCAACGGCAACGCCGCCGGGCGGAGCAGCAGCGGCAAGUAGCACCGGAAGUUCCGUGGUAGCACCGCCACCACCGAACGCGACACCACAGUAUAAACCGAUCGCCCCACAACCACCGGCCGGGAAUUCCGGGAGCGCCUUGACAAUGAUGUCGUCGUCGGCGAACGUCACGAAAGGAGUGAACCCUCCCGCAGCCGCCGUCUUUCAGUUUCAGCCGUCGUCCUCAUCGAUGACGUCGGUGGCUGGACCGCCGCCGCCCGUUCCAGUGAGUGCGGCUGGCACGAUGGUUCCACUACCGAACCUGGUACAGAUCUCCAAUCUACUUCCGCUGGCAGCCGCUCAACAGCAUCAGCAGCAGCAGCAGCAGGCGCUGAAACUGAGCACCACCAACGGUGGUGGCACUACAAUGGCCGCCGUCAACUUGGCCCACCACCACCACCAGCACCAACAACAACAACAGACGUCAUCGAUGGCGGCCGCUUUCGCCGCCUCGGCCAAUGCAGCCGCUACGCCGCAGCUCAUCAUGAACGCUACCAUCAUCAAGAUCCACCAGAUACAGCAACAGCAGCAGCAGCAACAACAACAGCAAGCUGCGGCAGCUGCCGCAGCCGCCCAGCACCAAGCGAUGGCUGCUGCCUCUUCUUUGGCGAAUGGCGGCGGCGUCGGAAGUCACCAUCAGCAACAGCAGCACCAUCAUCAUCACCACCACCACCACCAACAGCAGCAGCAGCAGCAGCAGCAUCAUCAUCAGCAUCAUCAGCAAAGUUUCACGAUGGAGGCGGCGGCCAUGAACAUGAACUUUAGUGGCAUGUUCGCCAAACCGACCACCACGGUCGUGCCGUACUCGGCGGCUGCUCCGGUGACGACGGCCGUUACGAAGGCCAUCCCGUCGGCGGCUGCCAUGCAGUCGGCCGCAGCGGCCCUCUAUUCACCCCAGGCGUUCGCGGCCGCCCCACAGCAGCUACUGAUGACACCGACCGGGGGCAUCUUCGUGAAUGCGGCCGCCAUCCCGACGAUGUUUAGCUCGGCGCAGCUGACGGCGGCCCUGACGCAGGCGACGGCCACCGCCAACAUUCCGGCGCUACACCCACUGCAGCCGGCAGGUGGCGGAGGGCACCAUCAGACGGCGACCGGCGGGGGACAGUUACCAAAUAUUACAGCUAUCAUCCAACAGAAUGCCGCGGCCGCAGCCGCUGCAGCUCACCAUCAUCAUCUGCAUCAACAUGCGCAGCAACAACAGCAUCACUCACUUUUGGCCAACAUUUCUCCGGCGAUGCUCAGCAGCCUGCAGUCGCAGGUAGCGGCCGUUUCGGCCGGGAUGACGACGGCGUCGGCGGCGACGGGUAAACUGGGCGUCGUCCAGACACUGGCGGGCAGUGCCCCGGCAGCCACCGCGCAGUUCGUACCGAUCUCGUCGGCCCUCUAUGCCGCCGCCGCCGCAGCAGCAGCCGCAGCCCAAGGAGCCGCCAUUCAACCGCCGACGAUCCUAUCUUCCGGCCUCGGGACCAUGCCGUCCAGUGUGCAGGCGGCAGUGCCCUCUGCACCGUUGCAUCAUCAUCAGCAGCAGCACCACACCAUCGUAACGGCGCCCGGCCCGGGCGCCCUUUCUCCGCCGCCGCUCGUCGCCACCGUUCCCACGUUUUCGACCACCAACAAGCCGAUCAUGAACGCGCUACCGGGACCGAAGAUGACACCUACGACGACGACGACGGCGGCCACCAUGUUGCUCCCGAACGAACCACCGGGGUUGGUGCCGGUGCAGCCGCUACAGCUCACGGCGAAGAUCGGGGCCGGAACCACUACCAACAACCCCAGCACCACCACCACCAUGCCAAAGUUGGUCCGGAGCUCGUCGGUUGCGAUGCGAUCGGGCUUAGGUGGCGCCGUGACAGCGACCCAGAAGACUGGCAGUGGCCGCAGUAAUGGUUCCACGCAAACCACUCCGGUGGCACCGCCGCCGGCAUCAUCCGGUUUGUUGCUGGGCGUUUCCGGGGGUCCGACGAUGGACACACAGCACACCAGCAUCGGCAGCAGCAAAUCGCCACCGGCGCUUAACCCACUGACACUCGACUGUGGCAGCAGCAACGACAGCGGGAUCGUGGCCAACUCGAGCGACAGUGAGGACAAGUCGCUCACGAUCGACCUGUGCUCGCCGGGCUCACCGGACUCCGGCUCGCCGCCAUCGGUGGUGGCGAAGAAGACGCACCACCACCACCACCGACACCACCAUCACCAUCACCGGAUGCACGGUCUCAAGGACGAUGAUUCGCCGCUGGCUUCCGAUUCCCAAUCGCCGCCACCACUAUCGUCGUCGUCGUCGUCGGACGACUCCGAGGAUCAGCUCGGCGAAAGGGCACCGAUCGGCGGGACGACCACCGCCGUUGUAGCACCGGCGGUGGUGCCCGUGUCUCCGUUCCCACCGCCCCUCCGGCUGCUGUCCGACGUGGCGGUGGCUGCGGCCGAAGCCGAAGCCGCGUUCCAUCAGCGGCUACCACCGGUGGUUGCGCUUCCGACGACCGUUUUGUCGCUGGCCACCACCACGGCCGCCGCCACUUGUCAAAAGUCGCCGAAGAGCACCGUCCUAGAGCUGAUCCGACGGAAGCAUCCGCCGCUACCGCUGAUGGACGUCGAUCAGCAGCCGGGCGAGCCAAUGUCCGUCGGAUCAUCGGCGACCAGCGAUCUGCAGGAGGACUACGGCUCGUCCCAGAGCCCGUCGGAUGGUGGUGGUGAUGGGCAGCAGGAUGCCGCAUCCUCGCAGCAAUCGGGCCCAUCGAUUGCGGCGUCGCCGCUGUCACUCGUGGCUCCGAGCAUCGACACGGAUCUGCUGUCCCCGCUCGCACCGGAAGCGACGUGCGCCCGGAGUCCGAUCCUGUCGCAGCCGAAAACGAUCCGCUUCCCGGUGCCGUCCGGGACCGCACCGCAUCACCAUUUCGGGCGCAAGGGCUUCCGGCGGUCCGGUGACGGGCGGCUGUACGGGGCCUGUUACUGGCGCGAUUGCGACAGCAAGUUCGACAGUGCGUCCGAGCUGGUCGAUCACCUGGCGGCGGCCCACGUCAACACGCAGACCGGCCCGACGUACGCCUGCCUGUGGGACGGCUGCAAGGUACACAACAAGGAGUGCACCAAGUUUAACUGGCUCGAGAAGCACGUCUUGUCGCACGGCUGCAGCAAGCUGCACAAGUGCAUCGUCGAGGGCUGCGGCAUGCGCUUCGCCACGGCGCCAACGCUCGCGAAACACGUUAACGGUCACUUUGCCGGUGCGGACAGCAACGGUUCGGGCAAACGGUCCUCCAACGGCGAUCCGCCGGUACCGAAGGUGCUGAGGAAGACGGGCAAAAAGCUACGCUACCGUCGCCAACCGUGGUCAGCUCGUCGUUUCGAUUUCUUUGACUCGGGCGUCAUGGAGGGUUUGCAGCAUCGGCUGGUGCGUACCGGGAGCCUCGCCAGCGGCCAGCACGGUGCGAUCGUGUUUCGCGGCUGUCAGGUGGCCCGCCGGCAGGCGAAGGGCAAGGCGCCGGAAGUUUUGAUACGAUGGUACCCCGCGGAGAUCCUUCCCGACCAGUGGCUCGCGGAGGAGAACGUGCAGCUGGAGAAACAGGUUCACAUUCACGAGCUAACCCACGAGCAGCAGAACGAUCUGCUCGAUUACCUCAAGCACGAUCGGCUGAGUACCGGGCAGCCGGGCACCGGGUCGAGCAACCCGUUUGCGGCCCUGCACGAGUUCAGCCUGAAGCUGCAGUCGGAACAGUUGGCGGCCAGCAGUGGCGGCAGUGGCAGCGGCAGUGGAAGCAAUUCGAACCUCAGCAGUAGCAGCAGCAGCUGGAGCAGCAUCAGUUCGUCCACCAGCAUGCACCUCUCGUCGAGUAGCGCCCUCUUCCGGUUCACGCCGAAGCAGCAGCGUAAACCGCAGCGGCAGCUGUCUUCCGUUUCGGCCGACGGAUCAUGCUCAGCCUCGUCCUCGAAUCAGGGAUCAGCGAAAGCCGGUGGCGGUGGUGGUGCUUCCUCCACCGAGACGACUACGGGUUUCUCGUCAAUCUUCUCCAACUCACUCACUGCCCUCUCGUCCGGAUCGCGAUCUUUCAGUGCCGUGUCGGCCGCUGGCCAUCUAAGUAGUAGUAGCAGCAGCAGCAGCAGUAGCACCGCCACCACCACCACAACGUGCCGUGGAGCGAUGAUGCUAUCAUCGUCAUCGUCGUCCUCCUCGUCAUCGUCAUCUUUCUGCUCAUCCUCAUCAGCGGUGCAGCGAUCGGCGUGUCCGAAACCAGCCACGAUCAGCAGCUGCUCUUCAGCUCGAUCACCAGCAACCCCGUCGUCGUCGCAGCCAGCAGCGUCGUCCAGCAUCGGCACCAGCGCUUCCUCCUGA